Messenger RNA from Cuscuta europaea, 2093 nucleotides. The record is from the annotation of a GenBank genome assembly. NCBI's taxonomy places the organism in Eukaryota, Viridiplantae, Streptophyta, Magnoliopsida, Solanales, Convolvulaceae.
CCUCAAAAGAAUUGUGAGUGUGAAAUACUCACAUUAUACUUUGGAAAUUAACUCAUGGAAAAGAUGGGUGAGGAGCAAAAGCAGCUAUUAUUACCAAAAACUCAUGUCUCUCCUAAGGGUGGCUUCAAAACCAUGCCUUUCAUCAUCGGUAAACAGCCAGCCCCGGCCUUGUCUAUUUCUUCUUCUUCUUCCUUGUUCUAUUUAUUGCAGAAGAAAUGGUAAUGGAUGGAUGAAUAUAAUGAUGAACAGGGAGUUCUGGGUUGAUGGGUAUGGUGACAACAGCAAUAGGAGCAAACAUGAUAGUGUAUUUGAUGAGAGAGUUUCAUAUGGAAAUGGCUUCUGCCUCUAAUUACAUCUACAUUUUCUCUGCCCUCUCUAACACUGCGCCCAUAAUCGGAGCUUUCAUGGCCGAUUCUUUGGUGGGCCGGUUUCAAAUGAUUGGAUUUGGGUCUUUCUUUUUCUCUUUGGUCAGCAACGCUUUCAUUUCACUUCACCCAUCCUCUAACUGGGAACACUUCUUAUUUGGCUACCAACAGUGAUCAUGCAAGCCAAGCCUCAUCCCUGUAGUGAAUCCAGUGACAGUUGUACCCCUGCCACCACACCACAGCUCAUUCUGCUAUGCACUGCUCUUAUCAUGAUCGCGGUCGGAUACGGUGGGGUGACAUCAUCCUCUUUAGCAUUUGGUGCUGAUCAGUUGAAGCAUUUUCAGAACAAUGCAAGUAAAAUAGAGAGCUAUUUCAGCUGGUCUUAUGCCACCAGUUCAUUUUCUGCAAUAGUUGGUUCGGUCGGUUUGGUUUACCUCCAAGAAAACUAUGGGUGGAGAAUAGGCUAUGGUGUUCUUGUUGCACUCGUGCUCUUUGCAGUGCUCACAUUCUUCUCCGGUUCGGUUUGGUAUUUGAGACUGAACCCAACCAAGAACCUGGUCAACGGUUUGUUUAAGGUGAUGGUUGCCUCUUAUAGGAAUAGAAAUAUCAAACUUUUUUCGGGAGAUACAGAACUUGAAUAUCAUUCAAAAGGUUCAACUCUUAGUCAUCCAAGUGGCAAGCUAAGGUUUCUGAACAAGGCCUGCAUUAUACAAGAUCCUGAACGAGACUUGAAUGGAGAAGGAACAGCUGUGAAUCCUUGGAAGCUUUGCACCGUUGAUCAGGUGGAGGAGCUAAAAUCCUUGAUAAAGAUAAUGCCAAUAUGGAUCACAAGGAUUGUAAUGUCCCUAAAUACUUGUCAGGGUUCUUUUGCAGUCCUUCAAGCAACCUCUCUGGACCGCCAUAUCGGUUCAAAAUUUCAACUACCAGCAGGUUCAGUAUCCUCAUUCGCUUUAGUGUUCAUUGUUGCUUGGAUCAUACUAUACGACCGCAUCUUACUGCCCUUGGCAUCCAGAAUCAGGGGUAAAACCGUGCAUUUUAGCACGAAGUCAAGAAUGGGGUGCGGGGUCUUCAUUUCGUUCUUGUCAAUGGCUGCAAUGGCAACGAUGGAGGGUAUCAGGCGAGCAGUGGCGAUCAAUGAGGGAUAUGAAAAUAAUCCUGAUGGGGUCCUCCACAUGUCCAUACUAUGGGUGCUACCCCAAUAUGCCCUUAUGGGAUUCGCAGAGGGAUUGAAUGCAAUCUCGCAAAAUGAAUUUUAUAUUUCGGAGUUGCCAAAGAGCAUGUCGAGCAUAGCUUCUAGUCUUUACAUGCUAAGCAUGGCCAUUGCCAGCCUUUUGUCAAGCUUUCUUAUGACCACCAUCAAUAACUUGACUAACAGAGGAGGGAAGGAGAGCUGGAUUUCGAGUAACAUAAACAAAGGUCACUACGAUUAUUUACAUUGGGUGCUUGCUGGAUUAAGCAUCACCAAUUUCCUAUUUUUUCUAGCUUUCAGCAAGGCUUAUGGUCCUCUCAAAGAUGAGAAAUUUGAGGCUCAGGGAACGGCAGAAGAUGGCAAGGCCUAGACUUGCCUAAUUAGGUUAGAGGCAUAUUACGAUAUCUCAUUCGGAUGUAUUAAAUAAUUCUAGUCUUAUUGAUGUAAAAUUAUCCAGUGUGACUCGUGUUUUAGGCUUUUAGCCAAGGUUGUGAACUUGUGAUUUCCAUGUCUAAAUAUAAAGGCUAAACAUGAACUAA